Tarenaya hassleriana is the source of this 1384-nucleotide messenger RNA. RefSeq lists its product as uncharacterized. The record is from RefSeq and is a predicted model, not a curated record. The transcript has 7 exons. The coding region runs from base 54 to 1247 and encodes 397 amino acids. NCBI's taxonomy places the organism in Eukaryota, Viridiplantae, Streptophyta, Magnoliopsida, Brassicales, Cleomaceae.
CUACGGGCGAAUCCAAAGAUUUCCAAUUUACUCUUGUCUUGAAGAACCAAACAAUGAAUGUUUUACUGCUGGUCGCUGUAAUAACGGCAAUGAUAAUAAAACAUUCGGCAAAAGGAAGUGAAUUUCCAGGUCUCGAAGCAGAUAAAAUACGUAUAUACUUGGAGCGACUCAACAAGCCUGCUGUUAAAUCCAUCAAUAGUCCAGAUGGAGAUAUAAUAGACUGUGUCCUCAUGGCUGACCAACCGGCAUUCGAUCAUCCAUUGCUAAAAAACCACACCAUCCAGAUGAAGCCCAGUUUCCACCCAGAAGGUGUGAAUGAACCAAAGGCUAAAAUUCAGCUUUGGCAUAUGAACGGAAAGUGCUCCGAAAACACAAUUCCGAUCCGAAGAACAACAAAAGAGGAUCUCUUGCGAGCAAACUCCAUUGAAAAUUACGGGAUUAAGACUCAUAAAAACAUCCCCAAGCCUCAAUCCAGUAAUGGUUUUACAAACCAUGAGUACGCCAUAGCGCGUGACCCGAACGGAAAAUUCUUUGGAACCAAAGCCACAAUAAAUAUUUGGAAUCCCAAUGUUCAGACGCCCAACGAAUUCAGCUUGGCGCAGAUUUGGUUAGCGACAGGAGGCUAUCAAAAUUCUGAUCUUAAUAGCAUUGAAGCUGGAUGGCAGGUCUUCAAUCAAUUGUACGGUGACAAUAACGCCAGAUUCUUCAUUUACUGGACUCGCGAUGCAUACAGAUCAGGAUGCUACAACCUUCUCUGCUCCGGGUUUGUUCAAACAAACAAUGAAAUCGUUAUUGGCGGAUCCUUCGCUUCCCCGUCAAGCUACGAUGGUUCCCAAUAUUCAGUAACUAUACUUGUGUGGAAGGACCCUGGGACAGGAAACUGGUGGCUGCAAAUGGACGGCAAAAACGUCGGGUAUUGGCCGGUUUCGAUAUUCACAAAUCUAGCAGAUGGCGCGGAUAGAGUUGACUGGGGAGGUGAAAUCGUAAAUCUGGGCACCAACGGGCAACACACGACUACUCAAAUGGGAAGUGGGCACUUUGCAGAAGAAGGGUUUGGUAGGGCAGGAUAUUUCAAGAACAUUCAAGUAAUUGAUGGAUCCAACAAUCUUAGAGACCCAGACCCUCAAGGACUUGUACAAAUCGUUAGCAACCAAUAUUGUUACAAUCACAAGCUGGGGAGUGUAGGCUCAUCGUGGGGGACUUAUUUCUACUUUGGUGGUCCUGGUAGAAACAGCAAUUGCCCGUGAAUAUACACCACGACAUAGUAUAUACAGAAAAGUGCGUAUCCACACAUAUAUAUAUACACGUGUGUGUACGCGCGUAUUUAUUGCAGACACGUGUGUAAAGAAUAAAGAUUUAUAUAUGUAAGGUUGUGUUUUCUCCC